AUGAAUGGCCAGAACCUACUUCAUGUUGCUGCUUCAGCCCGUGAAGGAAACAUUGUCGGGUUCAUGAUAGACCGUUAUCGUGAGGCGGAAAAGCUCAAUCUUGUGCUGAACCAGCCUGAUCAGGAUGGAUGCACACCCUUACAUGUAGCCUGCAAAUCUGGCUCAAAGGAGAGCGUCUGGCUGCUAGCGGAAGCCGGAGCAAAGAUUGACAUACGUGACAAUGCCGGCCGUACCCCUCUAGAAACAUGCCAGCAAUUAAUCGAUGAAGUGGCCCAAAACAGUGCAGGAUCCUUCGCGAGACAACCCAACUAUCACUAUCAUCCCUACCAACAUGGAAAGUUUGGAUCUGAGCCCAAUUCUCAAACAAAUGAUGGAGGACAGAUGGUGGAAAUUACGCAUUUUCUUGGACAAGCCGUGGGCCAAGCGCCCCCACUGAGAGGAGAUUAUAUGCCUGACCCCAAGAAACAUGUCCGUUAUCGUGAAUGUCUGUACACCGAGAUUAUCAGGAAGGGUGACUAUGGAGUGUUCCAGAGAUUCAUCGAACAAGGAAUGGACUUUGCCCCUAUCAAGGAUAGAAGCACACUUGACCCCCUCACUCUUGUUGCAGAUGGUGGGUAUACUUUCUUGUUCGACAUGGUCGCUCAGUCAUUCCCGGACAAGUCCUGGCUCAUGGGGAACAAGGUUGCGCCGCCCUACUUUUUGACCGCUGUGAUGACCACAGAGCCUAACAUGCCAAUCAUCCGGCUACUUGUGGAAAAGUUUGGAGCUGAUGUGAACGUGACAAAGAGCGGCAGCACUACUAUCUGGGAUGGAGAGUGCGGGAACUGUGAAUUCGGUGCCCUGCAUAUUAUUGCCCGAGGCUAUGUCUGGUGGCAUAAAGAAGUCCUAAAGUACUUGCUGGAGAAGGGCGCCGACCCCAAUCUGACCGAUGAGAGUGGCCUUUCCCCGUUAGAUGAGAAGAUCGAAGAUCCCGAGGUAGUUGAUCUCCUUGUUCGCUAUGGAGGGAAGCCAAAUCGCCCCGAUCGCUCUCGUGCCCUCUGCAAGGCUAUAGAAGACCGGAAUCUUCAGGCUGUGCGGGAUAUUUUGGACUUUGGACAAGAUCCCAACUUUCGACUUCCGGAACAGACUCAACCAUCUGAUCCGUCGUUUGGAAUAGGGGCCCCAGAGAAAACAUCGCGAGGUCACUCCAAGAGAAGUCCCAGAUAUUCCGGAAUUCGAGAAGGAUACCCCCUGGAGCUCGCCGCAGCCGGCAACUUCGAUGAGGACCGUGUGCAUCGUGCUUUGCCUAUCGUCAAUCUACUGCUGGAAUAUGGUGCCGACCCUUUCAAGCAAAGCAAACGUGACGAGAAGAGAACGAUUUUGCACCAACUCCUUGUAGAGUCGGAAUACUUGACAAUCUGCGAGCCAUUCCUCAACCAGAAGGGCCUAAACCUCGAGACUCGCGAUUCUUAUGGCGAUACCUUAAUUCCUGGCAGCUUGCAAGCACCGGAAUCGGUCCAUGAAAAACUCCACGCAAUUCGUGCGCUGCAUGGCGCUCCACCAGAGAGGUGCCGAUAUCAGUGCCAUGAACGACCAAGGAGACAACGUUCUACAUAUCUUUGUGUCUCCCUCUAG
Messenger RNA from Penicillium canariense, 1614 nucleotides. RefSeq lists its product as uncharacterized. Gene Ontology annotation, cellular component: nucleus; cytoplasm. NCBI's taxonomy places the organism in Eukaryota, Fungi, Ascomycota, Eurotiomycetes, Eurotiales, Aspergillaceae. The record is from RefSeq and is a predicted model, not a curated record. The coding region runs from base 1 to 1614 and encodes 537 amino acids. The transcript has a single exon. Gene Ontology annotation, molecular function: protein binding.